Cutaneotrichosporon cavernicola is the source of this 2145-nucleotide messenger RNA. RefSeq lists its product as uncharacterized. The transcript has 3 exons. The coding region runs from base 1 to 2145 and encodes 714 amino acids. The record is from RefSeq and is a predicted model, not a curated record. Lineage: Eukaryota; Fungi; Basidiomycota; Tremellomycetes; Trichosporonales; Trichosporonaceae. Gene Ontology annotation, cellular component: TSC1-TSC2 complex. Gene Ontology annotation, biological process: negative regulation of TOR signaling; regulation of cell cycle.
AUGAGCACCGCUGCUGAAGUCCUCGAGCGCCUCGAGGGGUUCCCCCAGGACUUGUCGGACCUGGUGCUGCCCGAGCUUAGCGGGCGCGAUGUUGACGAGCUCGUCGUCACCCUCGACUCGCUAGCCCAUGCCAACGACACACCCGAAGCACGCAACGCUAUCGUGCAGGUCAGCACGCUGCUUCCGCCACACAAACUCCUCGAACAGCUCGAGCUCGCGUGGGUGCGUGACGCUGGCGCGCUUAUUGCCCCCGUUGUCGCCGAGCUCGCGCGCAGCCUCACUACUGGGACAUACGACGUACACGCGUGGACAAAGGCUGCGGCUCAGGCGAAUACAGAGCGCUCACGCGAAGUUGUGGGCGCCUGGGCCGCCCAGAACUUUGAGACUUUCCUCGAAGUCUGCAAAGACCUUUACCCCGACCCGUCGGUGCGCCUCGGUGUCCUCAACAUUGUGAAGAAUAUCGUGCUGGGAGCACCGUACACGCCUGACAUGCCGAUAGCAUCGACGCCAAUGGCGCAACUAGCGAGUCACGACUUUUUCCCUGUCCUCCUCAAGAGCUUGCUCCUCGACACCAGCAACCACCUCUUUGGGCUGGGGCUGGCGACGCUCGUCACCAUCCUCCCCUUCUCAGUUCCGUUGCUACGGCGGUACAUCCCGCUAUUGAUGGUCGUGCUGGGCCGCGCCAUGUGCUGGCGCGAUCGUCCGUUCUACGAUGCAGGAAAACACAAGACGGUUGGCGUGACGACGACGCCGGCGCCGUCUGCGUCCAUGGACUGGACCGUCGCGACGACCGGCGAAGAUAUCAUUUCCGUACCGACGCCCACCGAAAAACGUGUCGUCCAGCUACUCCUCGUUGGGUUGUAUGGCGCGUGGCCGUCCAACAUCAUCGCGUUCAUCCGCGAUCAGCCCGCAUACUUUGAGGUCAAGCAGGUCGCAACCAUGUACGCCGUGCCAUGGGAGGAGGUGUGGGCCCCGGGACAGCUGCAGGCCCGCUGCGUCCCUCUCAUUAGCGACUUUAUGCUUCACCACAACGUGAUCACCCACACGUCGUCUCAGGAGAUGGCAGACGAGAAGCGCUGGGAACGCUUCGACCCGAGCGAAUUCAUCUCGAUGGCGUAUCUCAUGUCCGGCGGUAGUGAGGACGCUGAUGCCAUGUUCGAGUUCUUCCGCCUGCCCAAAGUACAGCUGGACCCACUCGAGCACGGGGCUAGAGAGGCCGAACCAACCGUUGCGGGCAGCAGCAGUGACACAUCCGAUAUCCGCCGGCUCCAGAUGGAGAACGAGCUCCUCCGCCUCGAGAGCCUGUACAACGACCGCCUGCGGCGGCAAUUUGUGCACCACAUUGGGCGUCUGCACCGCAACUCGCUGCGGUUCAACUCGGACGAGGCCGAGAUCCACAACUUUGUCAAUCGGCUCAAGGAGCAAUCCAAGACGAUUGCAACCCUCACGCACGACCUGACAACACAGCGUUCCGAGUCAACCCAAGCCCAACAAAAGCACGUCAAGUGGCAGGAGCAGCUGCGUGACAAAGUCGCGGGCUUCCGUGAAGAGCGCAGAAACUGGAUGACCGAGGCGACACGUUUGCGCACCGAGCUGGCCGAGGGGCAGGCCGCCGCACGCGAGAUGCGCGACGAGCUAGGCAUGGUCAAGAACGAGCGCUUCAACUUGCAGGCGCAGCUGCUCGAGCUCGGCCCGAAGGUUCGCCAUAUCGAGGACUACGAGACGCGCGUCAAGCAGCUUACAGACGCGCAGUUGCUGUGGGAUGAGGACGUGACGGCGUUACGCGAGGCCCAAGCGGCCGCGAUUGCGAGCCAGGCGCGCUGUGCCGAGCUCGAAACGAUGUUGCGUGCGCGUGAGAAGAUAUGUCGCGAGCAGUCCGAGACGAUCACGAAACUCGAGUCCCGUCCCGUCAAACCCACCGAGAUCCCCAGCGAGACCCCAAGACCAGCGGAAGAAGAGAAGCCGCCCGCCAUCAUCGACCCGACGUUCCACAUCAGCGUCGCUGAGAACGUGCGCAAGCGCGCCGAGCGGCUCGAGCGCGACAACCUCGAACUCACCGUCGAGGUCGAGCGCCUCCGCCGCAUGACGAUCAAGGACGCGACUGGGGGAGGCAGCGCCUCGAGCCUGUUGUACGGCGGCGCAUAG